AUGAAGAGUCUAUCCAUUGAUCCCGGUCAGAACAUCCCCCCGAUUGGGGAUUCGCCUUCUACUUCUCUUCCAGGGGCUGGUGUCGGAGAGCGCGGCGGCGAGGCCCCCAUCCAGUUGAAGAAUCAGGGACUCGGCGAUAGAGGUGGGGAGAGCCUCUGCAGAAAGGGUGAGGCGGUUGAGGAUGAAACACCAAUAGACGUGCGCCAUGCCAAAGAAACAACGCCAGGGAAUCCAAUGAAUAAGGAUAAGGUAUGA
Aspergillus viridinutans is the source of this 255-nucleotide messenger RNA. RefSeq lists its product as uncharacterized. NCBI's taxonomy places the organism in Eukaryota, Fungi, Ascomycota, Eurotiomycetes, Eurotiales, Aspergillaceae. The transcript has a single exon. The coding region runs from base 1 to 255 and encodes 84 amino acids. The record is from RefSeq and is a predicted model, not a curated record.